Ficedula albicollis (Collared flycatcher) is the source of this 4005-nucleotide messenger RNA. RefSeq names its product pleckstrin homology and RUN domain containing M2 (gene PLEKHM2). The transcript has 21 exons. Lineage: Eukaryota; Metazoa; Chordata; Aves; Passeriformes; Muscicapidae. Gene Ontology annotation, biological process: Golgi organization; lysosome localization; regulation of protein localization. Gene Ontology annotation, cellular component: endosome membrane. The record is from RefSeq and is a predicted model, not a curated record. Gene Ontology annotation, molecular function: kinesin binding. Bases 23 to 3079 code for a protein of 1018 amino acids.
GGCGGCGGCAGGCGGAGGCGCCAUGGAGCCGGCGGAGGUGAAGGACCGCAUCCUGGAGAACAUCUCCCUCUCCGUCAAGAAGCUGCAGAGCUACUUUGCUGCCUGUGAAGAUGAGACACCGGCCAUCAGAAACCACGACAAGGUCCUGCAGCGGCUCUGUGAACACCUGGACCACGCUCUGCUCUAUGGACUGCAAGAUCUUUCCUCAGGGUACUGGGUGCUGGUGGUUCACUUCACGCGCCGGGAGGCCAUCAAACAGAUUGAAGUGCUGCAGCACGUGGCCACCAACCUGGGGCGCAGCCGGGCCUGGCUGUACCUUGCCCUCAACGAAAAUUCCUUGGAGAGCUACUUGAGGCUGUUCCAGGAGAACCUCAGCUUGCUGCACAAGUACUAUGUCAAGAACGCCCUGGUCUGCAGUCACGAUCAUCUGACCUUGUUCUUAACACUGGUGUCCGGGCUGGAGUUCAUCCGCUUUGACUUGGACCUGGAUGCUCCAUACCUGGAUCUGGCCCCCUACAUGCCGGAUUACUACAAGCCUCAGUACCUGCUGGACUUCGAGGAGCGCCUGCCCAGCUCCGUGCACGGCUCCGACAGCCUCUCCCUCAACUCCUUCAACUCUGUCACCUCCACCAACCUGGAGUGGGAUGACAGUGCCAUUGCUCCAUCCAGUGAGGAUUAUGAUUUUGGAGAUGUCUUUCCAGCAAUGCAGACCAUGCCCAGCAGAGACUGGGAAGGUGGGACACGCUCAUCUCUUACAACCCCUCAGACUCUUCCCACAGACACCACUUCUGCUUCUCCAUCCUGGGUGACUGAGAGCCCCACGCAGCGCCACAACCCCUUCAACGAGGACGGGCCCGAGGCGGCCUCCUCCGCCGACGCCACGCCCGUGCACGCGGCUGCCCGCGACGGGGCCGCGGCCACCCCCGAAGGGACGGAGCGGGCCGAGAGCUGCGCCGAGCUGGAGGUCAUCAGGUUAGCCAAGAAAAAGAAGACAGGCAAGAAGAAGAAGGUGAAACCUGAGGAGGCAGUGAACAGUCCAGCGCCCGAGGCCAGCGGGGACAGCGGCAUCAACGGGCUGAGCGACAGGGAGGAGCUGCCGAGGGACAGGGACGGGGACCGGGAGGAGCCGCCGAGGGACGGGGACCGGGAGGAGCCGCCGAGGGACGGGGGCCCCGCUGCCCUGGGCGGGCCGGAGGAGGGCGGGGAGCGCGGUGCCCUCGGCCCGCUGGCCCUGCGCAUCCCCGAGAUGAAAGAUACGUCCAUGGAGAGCGUGGGGCAGCCCCUGAGCAAGGUCAUGGACAGGCUCAACGGGCAGCUGGACCCCGGGGGUUGGAACGCCGCCCUGGAGCCCCCCGGGCAGCCCUUUCGGACUGGCACGCCAGGGGAGACCCCGGAUGGAUCGUCCUCUGGCGACUUUAGCGAGGGGAUUUCAGCCCCCAUGGACUUCUACCGAUUUACCGUCGAGAGUCCAAACGCUACUGCACCAGGUGGUGGCCACCAUGACCCUCCAGGGCCUGGCCAACCGCCACAUGUUUCUGGUAGCCCUGAGGCUCCUAAAGAAGAAGAAGAAAGCAGAGAAGGAGAAGCAGUUGGGGCAGUAGAGAAGUCUGAAAGGGCAAGUGAUGAACCUCAGACUAGCCAGACAGAAACCACCAACCAACAGGCUCUCUAUGAGCCCAAGAAGGAGCAGCCCAGCCCUUCCCCAAGCAGCGCUGAGGACUCUGGGGUGGAGGAAGGGCAGGGCAGCCCCUCGGAGCUGACCCAUCCCUCUGAGUUCAGGGUGGAUAACAACCAUCUCCUCCUGCUGAUGAUCCAUGUCUUUCGGGAGAACGAGGAGCAGUUGUUCAGGAUGAUUCGAAUGAGCACGGGGCACAUGGAAGGGAACCUGCAGCUGAUCUAUGUCCUGCUGACGGAUUGCUACGUGUACCUGAUCCGGAAAGGGGCGGCGGAGAAGCCGUACAUGGUGGAGGAGGCCGUGUCCUACAACGAGCUGGAUUACGUCUCGGUUGGGCUGGAUCAGCAGACGGUGACGCUGGUGUGCACCAACCGGAGGAAGCAGUUUCUGCUCGACACUGCCGACGUGGCUCUCACUGAGUUCUUCCUGGUCUCCUUGAAGUCAGCCAUGAUCAAAGGGUGCCGGGAGCCCCCUUAUCCCAGUAUCCUCACUGAUGCCACCAUGGAGAAACUGGCACUUGCCAAGUUUGUGGCACAGGAGUCCAAGUGUGAGGCCUGCAGUGUGGUUGUGCGUUUCUACGGCCUCGUUCACUGGGAAGACCCCAUGGACGAGGUGCUGGGACCUGGCAGCAGCAGCUGCUCCUCUGCAGAAAAUGCCGUGACCAAGGAUGGCAUCCUGCACUACAAGGCAGGCACCUCCUACCUGGGCAAGGAGCAGUGGAAGCCCUGCUUUGUGGUGCUCAGCAACGGGAUCUUGUACCAGUACCCAGAUCGGACAGACGUCACCCCUCUGCUCUCCAUCAACAUGGGCGGCGAGCAGUGCGGGGGAUGCCGGCGUUCCAACACCACCGACCGGCCCCACUCCUUCCAGGUGAUCCUGACAGACCGGCCCUCCCUGGAGCUGAGCGCUGACAACGAGGAGGACAUGGCAGACUGGAUGCAGUACUUCUGCCAGGCUGUCUCCAAAGGGGUGAUCCCCCAGGGUGUUGCCCCCACGCCGUGCGUUCCCUGCUGCCUGGUGCUGACAGACGAGAAGGCUUUCACGUGCCACGAGGACUGCCAGACCAGCUUCUUCCGCUCGCUGGGCACCGCAGAGCUGACGGACAUCACUGCCGUCUCCACGGAGGCUGGCAGGGAGUACUGUAUCCUGGAGUUUGCUCAGGACAGCAAGGAGUUCCUGCCCCCCUGGGUCCUUUAUUUUAGUUGCACUACGGAACUGGAGAGGUUUCUGUCAGCACUGAACAUCGCGUGGAGGAACAUCUACCAGGUCGAUCUCCAGCACAAGGCCAUUCUGGAUGCUGCUGUGAAGAAGAAAUGUGAGGAUGCCCAGAGCCUCAUCGACAGCGCCUGGCAGCGCAGCGACAGCCUCUGCCGGGGCCGGGCCGAGCGAGACCCCUGGUGCUAACUGUGGCCAGGGGAGGACAGUUCACGGGAGCCCAUUUUUGGGGAUCAGGGCCUGUAUCUGGCCAACUGGCACCCCAAACCCUCCUGACAUCGCUUGGUCCCCACCAGGGCCAUGCCUGCAGCUCUCCACCAAGCCAGGGACAUCCAGCAUGGUUUGGGGAGCAGCCAGACGCUUCACCACCUGCGCCUUCCUCCUUGUCCAGCUGCCACAGGGCAAAUAAUUUGCCUUUCACAGAAUAAUAUCCCAGUAGUAGUGAGGGGGAGGGUGGGAGCGGGGUGGGCUGGGACGAGCGUCCCCGUUCUGGUGGGGGGCAGGACUGAGGACUUGUUCAUUUUCGAACAGGGUCGGGGCGAGGCAGGAACACUCAAUUGUUGCCAUGCAUGUUUUCUUGCUCAUACAAUCACUGAGGACGGCACCCCUCUGCCUCCUUCUCCUGGAGAGCUCCGGGGCCUCCAGACACCACUGAACCACUCUCAGCCUGUCCAGGAGAUUUGAGGCUAGGGGAGAAGGAACAGGGCCAAAUAUUUGGCUUAAAGAUGGUUUUAGGCGAUCUUAGCAGCCGGUUUGUGAUUUGAAUGCUGGCCCUGUGCGCUGGGGAGAAGAGAUGGAGUCCCACGUUCUUCAGGUGUCCUGAGGGACGUUGUCACGUGGCUGCCACCAAACAUGUCCCCAUCUUCUCAGCUCACUGCAUCCGAGGCCAGCAAGGACUCAUUGCCACUUGCGCUCCACAACGAGCACUUUGGGGCACAACCCCAGCUUUUAAAUAAUAUUAAUAAUAAUAAGAAUAAUAAUAACGUGGAGACCUUCUCAUGUAAUAUAAGUUCACGGGGCCUUUUUCUGGGAGGAAACGUACGUGACUGAAUGUAUAUGUACAUACAUCUGCUUCCUUUCCCCCCUCCCCAAAUAAAUGGACCUUGAUAACUCGG